UUGUUUUUAGUCUUGAUUUUUUUUUUUUUACGGCCACUCGGGUAGUUGUUUAACUAGCUAAUGAUAAUUUAUCUAAGGUCAGAUUUAUCUUACACUGCUUUUUAGUAGGUAUUUACUUUGCCAACAAAAUUAUUACAAAAAGACACGGAAAUUUUAAGGCCGUAUAUCUUAAAUUGUUGUCUGUUUUAAGUGAAAUACACAGCGUCUACUGUCAGAGCUCGGGGGGCCAGAAUCGCCGGCGGCAUUGUAACGGUAAAGGGAGGACAACUACGAGACGCCUGUGGAAGUGGAAACUAAAGGCGAGGUGACAGCGGACUGCAGACGGAAACCAGCUCGGGCUCUCAGAAAGCAGAGCAAGCAAAUGCGCCUGUGGACCUACGGCUGACGCGAGAGGAGGGGCACGGAGACCCUAAAUCCGACUCCAGGAGCCGGGGGAAGGGGGUCAUGGAAACACGGGCAAUAGGCAGAACCGAGCCGGAUCGCGCAGAAAAUGACGGCAGUGAACAUCAAGGGGGGAAUUCAGGUGAAAAUAUCACUGAAGCACCAACACCGAAAGUAAACCCAUGGACAAAAAGGCAGUGCCACUCUGAUGAGACUAGAAACGCCAGCAUUCAGGAAUCAGGGAAGAAAAGUCCAACCAGAGUAAUUCGUGCUAGCAAGCUCAAAGCUAGGAAAUCAAGCAAGCCAGGUGACCUCAGUGACAACAGCAACUGGCCCACACCUGCAGAACUUGCCCAGAAAGAGCAUCAAAACACCCUCAGCAACCAAGCCAGGAAGGGACCCCUGGUACGACAGAACGACAGGGUGGAGAGCAGGACGGGACACGCUGAGAGCAAAGGAAGCCAGGAGGGCAAGGAGGAGACGACCAAGGCGGACGCACAUAAUGGAGUUGUGAGGAGUAGAGGGGGCUGGAGGAGGGAGCACAGGGAGGAUAAGGAUGAGGGUUCCAGCCUGUGUAGCGAUGAUGACACUGUGCGCGGAGGCUUCCGUGGGAGAGGCCGGGCUCACGGCAGAGGCCGAGGGCGCGAUCGAGGCAGUUCGCACACCACACACAGACACAGUUACAGCUCCAGGGAGCCCCGGCCACACGGAGCGGCCAUGCAGGUCCCCCCCGAGUACAGCAGCAACAUGAUGUAUUACUAUGACGACGGCUCCCAGGUUCAGAUGUACACCGUGGAUGAGAAGUUACUGAAAGGGUACAUCAAGCGGCAGAUUGAAUAUUACUUCAGCCCAGAUAACCUGGAGAGAGACUUCUUCCUGAGGAGGAAGAUGGACAGACAAGGCUUCCUCCCCAUCUCCUUGAUCGCCAGUUUCCGCAGAGUUCAAGCCCUGACCACGGACAUCAACCUCAUCUAUGCGGCUUUAGAGGGCAGUACAGAAGUGGAGUUGAUUGAGCAGAAGAUUCGCAGAAGAGUGGAGCCUGAGCGCUGGCCAAUCCCGGGCCUAUCUGCUGUGACCACGCCCCCUACUGACUUCUCUCAGCUUGUCCACUGUCCUGAGUUUGUCCCCAGACAAGGAUCCUCAGCUUGCCCCGCUUUGCCCCUCAGCCCCCCACCAUCUCCAGUGGCUGACGACACCCAGCUGACCCCUAGCCCACCCGGAAGCCGGACCCCCCCUUGCGAGGAGCCCUCCGCCUGUCUGCCCAACCCGGAGGCCCCGUCCUGGAUGCAGGCUGAGGGCCAGCUGCCCACCCCAGGAAAGCCGGACAGCGCUGCAGUGGCGCUUCAGGCCAGCCAGGGGGAGCCAGAGCAGGAGGAGCUGGACUUCCUGUUUGACGAAGAGAUGGAACGACUGAAACUGCGCAGGGACGCCUUCUCCAGCUGGUCCGAGGACGACUCCGACUACGAGCUGGACGACCGCGAUGUCAACAAGAUCCUGAUCGUCACGCAGACUCCCCCGCACCUACGAAAGCAUACUGGCGGGGACGGCGCAGGAAACCAUGUGACCCGCGCCAAGAUCACCCCGGACCAGGCCAAGGCCAUCAAUGAUGGGCUGUUCUGCUAUGAGCAGGACCUGUGGAUGGAGGAGAGCCAGGCAGACGUCCCGGGCCCCACGGAGGAGAUGGAAGACUUCAAAAAGUUACAUCUGGCCUGUAAAGACGACGUUGUUCACCUGACUCGAGAAUCUCCUGUCAAUCAAAGCCAGGAGGCCCCACCCACCUUCUCCCAGACAGAUACAGGCGACUCGGCCAGCAGCCUGAAUGGUGGGGAAGCCCUGAUUGCGGGUGUGGCCCAGUCCCUUCCUGCCACAGUGCCCAAAUCCCCCAAGAAACUGGGUACCGUGGGCACGCCUGGCCGGCACGAGCCAAGCAAGACGCCCCGCUUCUACCCCGUCAUCAAAGAGAACGGCAAUAUUGACCGAAAGACUCCCCGAAAGAAGAAGACGAGGCACAGCUACAAUCCCCCGCUGGAGAGUCACGUGGGCUGGGUGAUGGAUGCGCGUGAACACAGACCUCGGAGCUCCUCGCUCAGUAGCUCCAGCGUGUCUCCCGCUGACGGCCCCCCCCCAGGUGGGAGUCAGGGCUGCACCCCCAGCUCCCUGCCUCAGUUCCAUCACCCGUCCCACCGACUCCUGCAGGAUAACGGCUUCACACAGCAGGUUUACCACAAAUACCGCCGCCAGUGCCUGAGCGAAAGAAAACGGCUGGGAAUAGGUCAGUCGCAGGAAAUGAACACUUUGUUCAGGUUCUGGUCGUUUUUCCUGCGCGAUCACUUCAACAGGAAGAUGUAUGAGGAGUUCAGGCACUUCGCGCUGGAGGAUUCCAUGGAAAGCUACAGGUAUGGCUUGGAAUGCCUCUUCCGCUUCUACAGCUACGGUCUGGAGAAGAGGUUCAGGAAGGACAUUUUUCAGGACUUCCAGGAAGAGACACUGAAGGAUUAUGACAAAGGCCAACUGUAUGGGCUGGAGAAAUUCUGGGCCUUCCUGAAGUACUCCCAAAUGAAGAACCAGCCAGUUGAACCCAAGCUGCAGGAACACCUGGAGAAGUUCAGACACCUGGAAGACUUCCGGGUCGAUGUAAGGGUGUGUCUGUACUCAGCCCCCUAUGGGAGAGGAAGCGGACAGAGGAAGACAGCGCUCAGGAGAUGAAGAGGGAAGCUCACAGAUGCGGGCCCUAUCCUGUGGAGCCCUGGGCCCUCCUUCUGAGCCGAUCUGCUCCAACACCCUGCUGGACUGAGUGAGAGGCCCAUCCUCGGUGAAAUCGGCCCCACGUGGCUGAAAUCGGGCCUGUGCGCUGCCUGGGAUGGCAUAUUGGGCCCGAUGACGGCCCCACUCUGAGUUCUCAAAGCAAGGCCUGUCUGUUUUAGGCAAUUGGGCUGACGGCGCAAGGUAAUUUUACUGUUUACCAUUUCAUCACCUAAUGAUGUACUCUGUAGUUCAUUUCAUUUAUUAGAUGCAGUUUAUAUCAAAAUUAGAUGGCGGAGGAUUUUAAGGAGAUUUAAGGUUCAUUUACCAAAAAGUGUUUCAUUUAUUUUCAGUGCUCAGGACGUUUAAUGCUUUCUUUUUUAAAGAAUGUGCGGUUCCAUUCACAUGUGAUUUUAUGCACAUGACUGUGGUGCUGUUUGGGGUUAAAAUGCCAGGUGGACAUGGGGUCGUGCAUCGGGCAAACAUUCAGCUAUAUGCAAAUGUGCAAAUGAUGACCAGAGCAUAGAUUUUUUUUGUGGUUGUUUGAGGUUGAAUGGUUGUGCGUUUUAGGUAAAAUGGUCUGAAAUUACCUAUUUAAACAGAGGAUAAGUAAUAAUGAUCCCAUGAAAACCCCAUGAACGUCAUACACGCUCAGUGCACUUUAACAAAAUGUUAAACAAAUUCUUCAAACCCUUUACACUCAUAAUUAUUAUUUUUAUUUGGGAUGUUCUGGUUUGCAAGUUCCUUAGAGGUUUUGCAUGGUGUUUAUAUAUUUAUUUAUGAUUUAAGCAAAUGAGCACGAAUGACAAGCUUGUUUUGUGUGACAUUAAGACCACCAUACGAAGCGCUACACGCUAUGAAAAAUGAUUAAGUGUGAUUCAUAUGCACAGGCUGCGAUUGUGAGCUUUAAUACUGCCAAAUACCCAAUGUCACGUACGAGAAGUCUUGGUUUGAAUGUUGUAUAUAGGAGCAAUAGUGUUGAAUUUUAUCUCUGAUUGUUAAAGGAAAUGUAUGUUUUCUGUGGUAUGCAUGUUAAUCUGAAGUAUUUUUUCUAAAAGUAUAAAAAUGCUCAUUAAAAACAACAAAAUGAUUUUCAUAAA
Messenger RNA from Paramormyrops kingsleyae, 4223 nucleotides. RefSeq names its product La ribonucleoprotein 1B (gene larp1b). Gene Ontology annotation, biological process: positive regulation of translation; mRNA stabilization. Gene Ontology annotation, molecular function: RNA cap binding. NCBI's taxonomy places the organism in Eukaryota, Metazoa, Chordata, Actinopteri, Osteoglossiformes, Mormyridae. Gene Ontology annotation, cellular component: cytosol; cytoplasmic stress granule. The record is from RefSeq and is a predicted model, not a curated record.